Molecule: messenger RNA, 2687 nt
Organism: Eremomyces bilateralis CBS 781.70
Lineage: Eukaryota; Fungi; Ascomycota; Dothideomycetes; Eremomycetales; Eremomycetaceae
Product: nucleotide-diphospho-sugar transferase
Exons: 5
Coding region: 131-2278 (715 amino acids)
Biological process (GO): biosynthetic process
Cellular component (GO): eukaryotic translation initiation factor 2B complex
Molecular function (GO): guanyl-nucleotide exchange factor activity; translation initiation factor binding; translation initiation factor activity
Source: RefSeq, a predicted model, not a curated record
AUUUCACCCCACAGGACCACAGCACGACCUCCAAACAUCCCAGCAUUAUUUCCUCAAUACCUCCAUAAUAAGUACAUAAUCUUUAUACCCGAAUCAUAAAGCAGCCGUCAAACCCGGCGGAUCCAUCACAAUGGGCCCGAAAGCGAAGAAAGGCGGAGGGAACGAAAAGUCGAAAUCGGCGGAGGAAGAGCGAGAAGAUCCGCUCCAGGCAGUGGUCCUCGCAGAUGCCUUCGAGACUCGAUUUCAACCGUUUACUGUCGAGCGACCACGAUGCUUGAUCACCCUCGCGAACACGCCGCUCAUACACUACACUUUGGAAUUCUUAGCAAAUGCAGGUGUGGAGGAGGUAUAUGUCUAUUGCGGUUCGCAUAAGGAGCAGGUGGAGGACUAUAUAAACACCUCAAAAUGGAACUCGACCUCCUCCCCAUUUUCGAAACUCGAAAUCAUCCGGUCGACAUCGAGAUCGGUCGGCGACGCAAUGCGCGACUUGGAUAAGCGAAAUAUUCUGGUAAACGACUUCAUCAUCGUAUAUGGCGAUCUGGUCAGCAACGUGCCUCUGGAAGCGGCUCUUGCCGAGCAUCGCGCACGACGAGCAAAGGAUCCUUCCGCCAUCAUGACCAUGGUGCUCCGGGAAGCCGGAAGGCAUCAUCGGACGAAAGCGAUCCGGAGAAAGCCAGUGUUUGUGAUGGACCGGAACGAGAGUUCGAGCAACCGAUGCCUGCAUUACGAAGAAAUGCACUCCCUACCAGGAGGCCGGUACACUAGUAUCGACGAAGAGAUCCUCACCUCCACUGCCUCGCUCGACAUUCGCGGAGACUUGAUCGACUGCGGCAUUGACAUCUGCACCCCGGAUGUGAUCGCGCAAUGGAGUGAUAAUUUCGACUGGGAGGUCCCACGGAGCGGAUUCCUGUAUGGCGUUUUGAAAGACUACGAGCUCAAUGGCAAGACGAUCCACGUGCAUAUAGUCGAGGACCACUACGCCGCCCGCGCUCAGAAUAUCCGUUCGUAUGAUGCCGUUAGCAAGGACGUCAUCUCGCGAUGGGCGUAUCCUCUGUCUCCGGACAGCAACCUCCUCCAUACGCAAUCCUACAAGCUCCAAAAAGGCAACGUUUACAAGGAAGAUGGCGUCAUUCUGUCGAGAUCCUGCAUUAUCAACGGCGGAACCGUUCUCGGGCAAGGCACCAGCGUCGGGGAUCGAACCAGAAUUAGCAAAUGUGUUAUUGGACGUCGGUGUCAAAUUGGCCGAGACGUUCAGUUAGAAGGCGCGUACAUCUGGGACGAUACAGUUAUCGCGGACGGAGCAGAUGUUCGACAGGCGAUCAUCGCCAAUGAAGCCGUCGUGGGCAAAAACUGCAAAGUCGAACCCGGCGCAUUGAUAUCUUAUGGUGUUCGCAUUGCGGAUGGGUUCACUGUGCCAGGCACAGCCAGGCUUACGAGAUACAGGUCGGAGGAUGAUGGGAAUCCGAUCAAGGGAGAAACAGACCCUGCGGCAGUGGGAGACACUGGCGAAGGCUUCCAGUUUAUCGAUCCGGAUGCCGACGAGGAGGAGGUGGAAGCUGACACAUCAGGUUUAGGGAAACUGGCUCACAUGAACCUGUCGACGGAUUCCAUAUCGACGCUCGAUUCCGAGGGAGAUCUAUCCGAUGAGGAACCCCGACAUCACGACCGGGACGCCGGAGGAAGCAUGGUGUCGUUAGUAUCGGACGACAGCAGCAUGGCACCGCAGUCGGCCGCGGAUUUCCACCAUGACGCCACAGCCAGCCUGCUCGACUCAUUACAGAAAGGCGACCAGCCCGAGAACAUCGCCCUCGAGCUGAACGGGCUGCGGAUGGCAACGAAUGCCAGCGAAAGCCAAGUGCGGAAAUCCGUGGUGGCCGCGUUCAUGAAGCGGGUAUCGCAGGUGAUGGAGGACGGCGCGACGGUGCAGCAAUCCGUGGAAACGGCAUUAGGCAAUUUCGGGGAUCUGUUGAAGCGGACGAUGUUCGAUCAGAACCUGGAGGAGAAGAACGAUCAGGUGGACUUCAUGCUGCUCAUCCAGGCGGACAUGGUGCAUCGGAGCAAGGGGGACACGAUCUUGCCGUUCGUGGCGCGGCAGUUGCAUGCGAUGGAGGUGGUUGAGGAGGAGGGGUUCGAGCAGUGGUGGAACGACCCGCGCAGUUCAAAGGAUGCGGCGAUGGUGCAAGUGAGGAUGAAGACGGAGCCGUUCGUGGAUUACCUACUGCAGUCGGACGACGAGUCGGAUGAGGAUGAGGAUGAAGAGAGCGAGGAAGACGAGUGAUGAGCGCACGACUGGCAGCGUGAUAUCUGGGCUGCUUGGCUAUACGACGUCUCGAGAGGGAACUUUCUGCAAUGCCGUCACGAUGUUCCUAUUUCAUGAUAGGGAUUCGACCAAACUGGAAAGGGGAUCGGUUCCGGAAUGUCGACACAUACUUCGGCUCCUCGCAUCUAAUCAUUCAUCCCUCAUAAAUGGAGAUUCAGCGCCCCUUCAGUUCCGCAAUCGGCAAAUUCUGUACAAUAUAAGGAUAGAUCCAUGCGCGUCCCAUGGUCGCUUGACGACAGAUCAAGUCACAAGUGAGUUCCUUGCGUGUACGGAAUUGGUAGUAAGUAGUAUCGUUGUCCUAGCCCGGAAUGACAUCAGCAGGGGCAUGGCCCGCGAGGAAUCUCGUGCUAGUACGCCAUCGUUACCA